GGGGCCCCGGACCCCCCGCCGCUCGCCAGGGCGGCUCGAUCCACCUUGAGGAUGUCCUUGGGGAGAGAUAUGGAGCUGGAACACUUUGACGAGCGAGACAAAGCCCAGAGAUACAGCCGAGGGUCCCGGGUAAAUGGCCUGCCCAGCCCGACCCACAGUGCCCACUGCAGCUUCUACCGAACCCGCACCCUGCAGACGCUCAGCUCCGAGAAGAAGGCCAAGAAAGUUCGAUUCUACCGGAACGGAGACCGCUACUUCAAAGGGAUUGUAUACGCCAUCUCCCCAGACCGCUUUAGAUCUUUCGAGGCGCUGCUGGCCGACUUGACCCGAACUCUGUCCGAUAAUGUGAAUCUGCCCCAGGGGGUGAGAACAAUCUACACCAUUGAUGGAGUUAAGAAGAUUUCCACCUUGGACCAACUGGUAGAAGGAGAGAGUUAUGUCUGUGGCUCAAUAGAGCCCUUCAAAAAACUGGAGUACACCAAAAACGUGAAUCCCAACUGGUCCGUGAACGUCAAGACCUCCUCCGCAUCUCGCCCCGUGUCCUCCCUCGCCGCAGCGAAGGGAGGCCCAGCGGACGUGAGGGAGAACAAGGAUUUCAUCCGCCCCAAACUCGUCACCAUCAUCCGAAGUGGCGUGAAACCCCGUAAAGCUGUCCGGAUCCUGCUGAACAAGAAGACGGCCCACUCUUUCGAGCAGGUCCUCACGGAUAUAACAGAUGCCAUCAAACUGGACUCGGGAGUGGUGAAGCGCCUCUACACCUUGGAUGGGAAGCAGGUGAUGUGCCUUCAGGAUUUUUUCGGGGACGAUGACAUUUUUAUUGCAUGUGGACCAGAGAAGUUCCGUUACCAGGAUGAUUUCUUGCUAGAUGAAAGUGAAUGUCGAGUGGUGAAGUCGACUUCCUACACCAAAAUAGCAUCAACUUCCCGUAGGAGCACUACCAAGAGUCCAGGACCAUCAAGACGUAGCAAAUCCCCUGCAUCAACCAGCUCAGUAAAUGGAACUCCUGGUAGUCAACUCUCCACCCCCCGGUCUGGGAAGUCUCCAAGCCCAUCGCCAACCAGCCCAGGAAGCCUGCGGAAGCAGAGGAGCUCUCAACAUGGUGGCUCUUCUACCUCAUUAGCGUCAACCAAAGUCUGCAGUUCCAUGGAUGAAAAUGAUGGGCCUGGUGAAGAAGUGUUGGAAGAAGGCUUCCAGGUGCCAGCCACAAUAGCAGAGAGAUAUAAAGUUGGAAGGACAAUAGGAGACGGGAAUUUUGCUGUUGUGAAGGAGUGUAUAGAAAGGUCAACUGCUAGGGAAUAUGCUCUGAAAAUCAUCAAGAAGAGUAAAUGUCGAGGAAAAGAACACAUGAUCCAAAAUGAAGUCUCUAUUUUAAGAAGAGUCAAACACCCAAAUAUUGUUCUUUUGAUUGAGGAGAUGGAUGUGCCUACUGAGUUGUACCUUGUCAUGGAAUUAGUAAAGGGAGGCGACCUCUUCGAUGCCAUAACUUCCACCAACAAGUACACCGAGCGAGAUGCCAGCGGGAUGCUGUACAACCUGGCCAGUGCCAUCAAAUACCUGCAUAGUCUGAACAUCGUCCACAGAGACAUCAAACCAGAGAACCUGUUGGUUUAUGAGCACCAAGAUGGCAGCAAAUCUCUGAAGCUGGGAGACUUUGGGCUGGCCACCAUAGUGGAUGGACCACUGUACACAGUCUGUGGCACCCCUACCUAUGUGGCUCCAGAAAUCAUUGCCGAAACUGGGUAUGGCUUGAAGGUGGACAUCUGGGCGGCUGGUGUCAUUACAUACAUCCUGCUGUGUGGAUUCCCUCCGUUCCGGGGAAGUGGAGAUGACCAGGAAGUGCUUUUUGACCAGAUUUUGAUGGGGCAGAUGGAUUUCCCUUCUCCAUACUGGGACAAUGUUUCAGAUUCUGCAAAGGAACUUAUUACUAUGAUGCUUCUAGUAGACGUCGAUCAGCGAUUCUCAGCCCUCCAAGUCCUCGAGCAUCCAUGGGUGAAUGAUGAUGGCCUCCCAGAGAAUGAGCAUCAACUGUCAGUAGCCGGGAAGAUAAAGAAGCAUUUCAACACCGGCCCCAAGCCCAACAGCACGGCAGCUGGAGUGUCUGUCAUAGCAACCACCGCUCUUGAUAAGGAGAGGCAGGUUUUCCGACGAAGACGCGACCAGGAUGUGAGAGGCCGGUUUAAGGCCCAGCAAACUCCACCCGAACUCAACUCUGAAUCAGAAGACUAUUCUCCAAGUUCAUCAGAGACUGUUCGCUCACCUAACUCGCCCUUUUAAUAAACCACUUUUCUUCAACGUCCUGGCUUAACCCUUUGAGACUCUUAAAUCCUCUAAACCUGCGUGAAACUGUCUCAUCUGAUCUUUAGAGCACUCAAUGCUUGAAUGACAGGACAGGUGUGUUUACGAUAUCUUUGUAUUAAUUUCCUUAGGGUGAAUGAAACGGCACGUGUUCUUUGUCGAGAGGGCAACUUGCUGCUACAAAUAGGAUCCUCAAAGGGUUAAGUCUGUUUUGCAGUUUUUUUUAAUGAUAAAAGCAAUGAAUGUCUUCAUCAGUCAAGCUAGGAUCUGCAGUAUGUUAUUAAUUAUAGUACAUGUUAACCUUCUGAGUGCAUACAAUUUAAGAAUACAAUUCUUUAACAAUAGUCAUUCUUUAAUAUUUAAGAGCCCUUAUUGGGGAAUGAUCAUGACUUUCUGACUCAUUGGCAGAUGUUUCUUGAUUUUGCUACAGAUUAGAAUGGGUCAACAGGAGACCAGAUCGUUUUGCCCUGAUGGCAUCAAAUUUGGUCUUUAGGUGGGUUUGCCAAUGGGAGAUAUAAUAUAGGGUCAUGAUAAUCUUCCUUUUUAGUGAAAAUGUUUUUUGAGUCGUGGACUUGUUUUACCUUUGGAAGUGCUCCCUGCAGAGAUUCCCUCCAGCCAGGCAGAAAUUGGAUUGUUGAGUCGGGGGUACUGUUUGUCAGGAGAAACACAGAGUGACACUAACAUACCUAUCAGCGUUGUGCUGACGGAUUCCGUAAAUGCUGCUAGUGACGGUGCAGAUUCUUGGGAGAAGUCACACUCUCAGGGUGCUCUUUAACAAUACUAGUUCUCCACCCUCAGUCUUCCCCUGCCGGGGAAGAAACAGCACUGAUGCAAAAGAGCAAUAAACACCCCCCAGUUGCUCUUCAACCCUAGAAUCCCAGUCGAAGGUGUGAAAUUGGGUCCCUUUCUCUGAGGUGGCUGGGGACCCCUCUCCUGAAAUAAGAUUAAUGCGUAGGAGGGAUGCAGUGAUACUGUUUUGUUGGGGGGUUUUUGGUGUUUCCACGGGAGGAGUUGAGCUGAAGGAAAGUAAAGUGGCAAGAAUAUUCUGAAUUUUCUGAAUCUGUCAUUACUCUGUUCACCCCAAGUACCGGUGCCGCUUCGCACAAGCCGUUCAUUUGCUUCGAUUGUCUAUGUGUAAUGGAUCUAGAGCUAUAGGCAGGAGCAGAAAAGCCUUAGGGGCCCCUGCCUAGGCAAGAGCCAUUGGCAUCUAGGAGAGUGUCCUCAGAGGCAACUCCAACCGGCCUCUAUCGGUUUCUGAAUUUACCACGUCAAGAGGGGAACGGAUUGAUUUGGUUUUAGGCUUCUUAAGUGUCGUUUCUUUCUUGGGCCAAGGAUCUCUUUCCUGGUAGCACAAGUGUGUCUGUAUUUCUGUAAAGAAUUUCUUGUAGACUGUAUCACCUUUGAACAUGAGAGAGCCCUCUACAUAUCCUCUCAUCCAUGCCAUCGAGGUGUUUGGAGGAUAACACAGGUCCUUGGCUGGUCACAGGCAGGAGGCUGUUUCAGAUGACCUCUUUAGAUCUCUUUCAGUCUUCUAGUCAUGGAGAACAAUGCAGAGAAGGAUUGCUUAGAAAAUCUGUGAUGUCUAUGAAAGGCUCUUUUUCAAAGUGUUUUUGAUAUGUUCCCUCUAGAGUUUCAAGUGUGAGGUUAGGGCUUAAUUUUAAAAUUCAAGGUAAGCAUUAAUGGCUUUUUUUCCCACUUUCCUUCUUGCAUAUGUUUCAUAUGUACAAGCUUACAUCUCUUUAAAUGGAAACAUUUGAUGACUUGUGUAACUGCUUCCCCUAAUGCUCUCUCACCUCCACACGAGUGUGCCCCUGACAAGGAAAUGAGACACGUUUUUGGAAGGUUUCUUUUCUUUCAAGAGUCCUGGAAGUGAGCACACCAAAUGGCAAAAUUCACUGUCCUUUGGGUGUAUUUUUGUGAGAGGGGGGAUAAAAGGAACCAUUUUUCUGCACGCUUUCCUUUGAAGUACUCUUUUUAAGGGGCCCAAACAAAGCAUUGGUGAUUAUUUGAAGGAGAUUGAGAAGUUUGGUUUGGAUUAAGGAGAUCUAAAACUAACUUGAUGUGUAUACUGUUUCAUCCAGUAGAUAACAUGUGGCUAAAUAGUAGUAAAGGAAACAACUGGUCAGAAAUUAUUGUUUUUUCUAGACAGAUAGCUCAUUUAAGCAAAGAAAAUCAGUUUUAUACAUCUAAGAAAUAGUAAUUUAAUUGGCCUCUCCUUGUGUGAUAAUCUGAUGAACCAUAUGGCAGAGUGGUUAUCUGCUGUAAAAUACAUUCUCUUUCUUUCUUCUUAAUUAUUUCUUUUUUUCUUCUUUCCUUUUUUUCCCUCUAGUUCUAUCUUUCUCUCCCUCCCUCACCUCUUUCUCACUAUAAUUUGCUGCAUUAAUUCUUCUUUUCCCAGAAGAACUUAAUGGAUUUCUUAAAAUGUCCAUUGAAGAGGGUGGUAAAUUGUGCAACCAUGGUCUUCAGAUCACCGAAUUCAUUGCUAGUUUUACAGCUCUGGGCUGCGUUGGUGCAACUGAGUGAAAUCCUAGGGCACAGGAUUUACUUGGUAUGUGAUGGAAUCUGGGGUCUGAAUUCAACUCUCCCUUUGGAGCAUCGUGAGCAAAAUACAUUGUGGAAUGUGACUUUUCAUCCAUAGAAUGCAAACCAUUAAUGCAUUUAGUUACCCAGAUCCAGAAUGUUGUAGGUGUACUCAGAGGGUUAACAGAAAAGCACAAGGCAUGCUGAUUACAUUGGUGUAUCCAAACCGCUUCGCUUCUUAGGCAGUGUUUGCUAAUUUUUCAGAAAAUUCUUAGAACAUUUCAGGUUUGAAACAAAUUAAGUGUUGUUGUUAUUCAAGGAAUUGCGAUAACCGAAUUAAUCUCAUUUUUCAUUUCUCUUCGCGGAGUAUAAUACCAUAACGCAGUAUGUCUGUAGCUAUAAAUUUUAUCAAUUCCACAAGUGAUAGGUUUUUUUUUUUUCAAGUACUUAAUAUAGUGCUUUUGGUGGUGGCAUAGGUGACUGAGACUGUCUUCUCUGGCAAAUUAACAGCAAUGUGGUAUUUUCAAGGGAAUUCCAUGAUUCAGCUUUAUGGUUUGGAGAAUACUGGAUGGGGAAAAGCUCUUUCUUCGUCUGCAUCCCGUAAAUCAACUUCGUAGAUAAGAACUGUCCAUAUUAAUGAACAUAUGUUUCUUGACAUUGUAGCCGAAAAUUGUCUCACUGGCCAGUAAUCCACCAAAGUGUGAUUGGCUUCAGACUGUUAGAGGGAAAAAUAAGACUUAAAUCCUUGAGGUUGUGCUUCUUUUUACACUAGCCCCCUCAUCUGAUUUCCAUGUGGUACAUACUAUGAUAAGCAAAGCCAACCUGUGAAUAAAGUGAAAAUAUGUGGCGUUUCGUAUUCAGUGGGGCACAGUAGUGUGUAAUGGUUAGCAAGCCAGACAACUGCUGUUGAAAUGAAAGCAAUAUUUCCAUGAAGGAGAACUAAAUUGCAAUUCUUUACCCUCUGAGCUAUAUUUCAGUUGAAUAAGCGGAAGAAAGAGGGGGGCGGUGGGAAAUGAAAGAAAAAUGGACUCAGAGGGGCACAGAGCUGCUAUAUGACCAGAGGUCAGGAACAUUAAAUCACUGUUAUGCGUUGGCCUAAGGUAUACAUUGGGAAAUUGUAUCCCCUGUAUUGAGUUUUGAUUGUGGUGAAGGAGAGCUUUCCUAAUAUUAUUGUGGUACCCGUGAGCACAGCUCGGGUGAAGGGACUGUCGGUAUUUCCAUGAUAAACUCCCAUUUGGAAGGUUUUUAAUUUGACCAUAAAAAUGUGCUCUAGGCUGCACCUCGGCAUACAGGGAAUGAAGCCCAGGGAGUGAAGUUUACUUCUCGUCUCAACCCACGGCCCUGAAAUAGAAAGAAAUCCAGUUUGGCUUGUAUUUUACCCUGCAGAGAAAUUGUACAUGGUAGUUGGGGGUUUCCGCAGGGAUGGGAGGGACGGGAUUUAAAAGACCACUGAGUUAUAUGGUCUGGAUUGAGGUGGACACACAUACUUUGUAGCGUAGAACACAUCUACCAAUUUUGUUUUAUUGUACCCUACCAAGCACUCAGUACAGUACUCUGCACACAGUAAGCGCUCGAUAAAUACGAUUGAUUAAUAGAAGCCAUCUGACAGGUCCUUACAUCGACCUCCUAGGAAAUUUGCCCUAGAAAGGAGGGGCUUCCCUGGGUGCUCAUGUCACAUCCACUAAGGUUUACGUGAGUUUUUCAGGGGCCACCGAGGGAGACUGGCAGUGAGCAAGAGUCACUUUUGCGUAUGGUAAUUGUAGAGGACAGAUUACUACAUUGCAUUUUUAAUAGUUUUUUGGAUUGUCUCCUGUUCGAACGGAAACGUACGUAGCGGAAGCGACGUUGUAAUUGGCACUUUUCGAACUGCACCAACCAUGAGAAUGAUUUGCCAGUUCUGUAGGAACUCGUUAAGGAAAAUUUGUGCUGUGGAACACAGUGGCUCCGAGGCCAGACUUGGGCACAAAAGCAUAUCAUCCUGUCCCACACCGUGUUGUGUUGUAUCGGCAGGUGUCUUGAGUCCCAAGAGCAUUCCCUAAUUGUGCCGUUGUGUUCUAGCCAAAUCAUAUAGUGAAAACACACCUUCUGGCCAAAUGGAGUGCAAUCAGUUUUUCUGAGGGAUUUUAACAACAAGGAGUAAAGAUAGAAUUCUGAUAAAACCAGGGCAAACUAUGUAGAAUUUCAUAUAUAUCAGUUCUUCACUUGGAACACUUGAUGAUGGCCCAGUUCAUUUGAAGAACACUGAGGAAAUGAUUGUUUAUGUAGUAUUAGUUGUUGAGCAACACUUUGGCAUUAUAAGGCACUUAAUGAAUGUGUUUUUUCUAUUUGCUACAGAAGUUAAGGAUGCCCACUUGUACCUCCAGUAACUUUAAGGGUCAAUAUCUGACAGGAAACGGGAAUUCGACAGACUCGGGAUUUCCUGUAUUUAAGCCUGGGGUUUGAGGUUGCUUGACCAUUUUUCAAAUGGCUUUCAAAUGGUAGUGUGAUCUAAUUAUAAUACUGUCUCAUCAAAGCCUUGAAAGGCAAGCCAAUUUCUUCCUCCCAACCUGAAUCUUCUCUAAAAUAUUUCCCUUUUUUGGUCUUUUCACCAAGACCCUUAAUGUUACUUUAUUAUAACUGUAUUUUUCUGUGAAUACAUUUUAAGUAUUAUUAUUUUAAACUCUACUAAUGGUAAAGAUUUUUUUAAAACGUUAUUAAAGAGGGUCAUGUAAAAGAUGACGGUUAUGUUACAAUGUAAAUUCAUUCAGAGCCAGUGAAAUAGGUCCCACAGAGAUCUCAAGAAUUCCCGAAAGGCAAUUUAUCACUUGCUAUUAUAGUGAUACUCUGUGUGUUCUUAGAGAAAAAAAAAACAAUUCUGAAACUGGUCCAAGGUUAAAGACCUAUCCUCUAUAACUUUUUUUUUAUUUUAUUAGAGAAUUAAUAAUGGCUUUUUACAUCCCAGUUGAAAGAAAAUUAUUAAAGGAUUAGUUGAGUGUGAAAUUAAAUAGCACUUUUCUCAUGCAUGCUAAAGAGGGGGCAAGGAACUCAAUGCAUUUAAACAAGUUUCUGAAUGGUUUCAAUUUUGUGCAAGAAAAGAAUUCAGUGUUUCCUUUGAAAAUACCAAGUUGAACAGUUGCUGCGUGGAUCAGAUGACAUAGGUUAAUCUCUAAUUUUCAGGAUCCUAAUUAAAUAACUUUCAAAUGAUUUGUAUCGAUGAUUAAAGCUGGAAUGAGGUCCAAUUUUUUUUCUCAGUUUAUGCUAAUAAAUGUAGGUUCAUGUGGAAUGAGAUCAUCUGUGAUAUUAUGUUCAUUUAUGAACUAAGCUUUUUUGAUGUUGCUUGUUUUUAUGUAAAACAUGUUCUUUAAACUAAUAAAAUAGUAGUACUGGAUGUAUCAA
Molecule: messenger RNA, 8190 nt
Organism: Tachyglossus aculeatus (Australian echidna)
Lineage: Eukaryota; Metazoa; Chordata; Mammalia; Monotremata; Tachyglossidae
Gene: DCLK1
Product: doublecortin like kinase 1
Exons: 17
Coding region: 52-2274 (740 amino acids)
Biological process (GO): intracellular signal transduction; retina development in camera-type eye; neuron migration
Cellular component (GO): axoneme; neuron projection
Molecular function (GO): ATP binding; protein kinase activity; microtubule binding
Source: RefSeq, a predicted model, not a curated record